Molecule: messenger RNA, 4723 nt
Organism: Pocillopora damicornis (cauliflower coral)
Lineage: Eukaryota; Metazoa; Cnidaria; Anthozoa; Scleractinia; Pocilloporidae
Biological process (GO): cell-matrix adhesion
Molecular function (GO): calcium ion binding; protein binding
Source: RefSeq, a predicted model, not a curated record
GGGAGCCGGCAAAUACACCGAGUCCGACAACGGAAGGACCGAUGCAGCUCAUGUAUCCCUACGGUUCUUCCGCUGGUGAUUCGGAAAUUCCAAACACGUAUGAGUACUCGUGGCAAUGUUUCAAGAUCGACAUCCCGGACGAUGGAAUGCAAUUCUUCGGCAAGCGUCAUUACAAAGUCCACAUCUGUCGCAACGGAUUGCUGCUGUUUGAUUCACAAUGGCUUCCCUGGUGGCCUUACAAUUUCGGGGAACGUUGGUGGCUCAAGAAAGAGGCAAUGUUGGCGCCUUAUUGGGGUUUGACGGAUACGGACGAUUCUUUUGUGAUUCAGGGCUUUUCUAAAGUUUACUACCACGUGUAUUCAGAUUCCGACCCAAGUUCUACUCCUUUGUUGAAGAGGGCCUCUUCAGACACAAAGAGGCUGUUGUCGACUCCUUUGCCGACCGCCUUCAAGGCAUCAUGGGUGCUGGUGGUAACGUGGAAAAAUUUACGUCCGUAUCAGUACCCUGCUAAUAUGGCAAACCAGGGAAAUACGUUUCAGUUGGUUUUGAUUACAGAUGGAGUGUACUCCUUCACGAUGUACAAUUAUCCAAGCAAUGGUCUGCAGUGGUCCGCUCCAACCCAAAGGAUGUACUAUCGAUAUUAUUCCAACUCAUAUGGGUUGCCUGUGGUUGGUUGGAAUGCUGGAGACAAGGGAGAAAGGAAAUAUAACAUGCCACGAUCGGGUACUGUCAACAUAGAAACAAUCGACGGAAUAAGAGGUAACGCUGACAUGGUUGGGAAGUGGUUUUUCAGACUGGAAGAAUCCCUCGGGAAACUUAACGCAAGACAGGAGUGCAUUGACUGGUUCAAAGCACAACCAGAUCCUCGAUUCUACACUGAAUACAUCGAACCUUGUCCUUGUGUCCUGCGACAAGCAUGGUGGGACGAAAGGUUCACAGUGAACUGGAGAGACUGGCCAAGAAUGUGCGGCUACGCUCAGUUCCCCUCACCACAUGGGUGGGGCCAGGAAUGUUGUUACUCCACUAACUGGCAAAGUUGGGGUGCACUGCUUGUGGGAAAUACUGGUGGAGGUUCGGCACAUAGAUACCACAAGUUGACCGAGGAAUUAAGAGCUAAACACGACUCAAGCGACGUACAAGGCUAUCAAAAGUGCUGCGUCAACUCAGACUUGUGUGACUUGUAUUACAAGAGACGCCCUUCCGAUAAUUGCGGAAAUUAUGUGGUACCAGAAUGGAGUUGGCUCUGGGGUGACCCUCAUUUUGUCACUCUUGAUGGCAAAAACUACACCUUUAAUGGUCUUGGUGAAUACAUGAUGACCGAUGCUCGUGACGGAUUUUUUCAGUUACAAGCUCGGACGAAACUGGCCAAAGGGGGCGGAACAGCGACAGUGUUUUCUGCUGCAGCUGCGAAGGAAGGCAAUUCUAGUGUUGUCCAGGUUGAGUUGAACGAUGCAGAAAUAAGCUUAAGCGUGCUGAUUGAUGGAGAGUCCUUUAACUACACUAGCCUUUCAAACGAAUCUGUUACACUUAAGGGCUCUGUUGCUGUUGCCAAACCAGACAACAACUCCUUUGUAAUGGUUUUUCCGUCGGGGAUAUCAGUCACAGCGAAAGCUGUUUCGGGAGCACUUUCAAUUGUACUUGCUGCACCAAAGAGCUUCAAAAAUCAAACAAAGGGCCUGUUAGGAAGAUGGAAUGAUGAUCCUGAAGACGACUUUUUGACGCCUAAUGGAACCAUCUUGCCUUCAAACGCGAACAGCAAGGACAUUCAUUACAAUUUUGGUCUCCUUUGGCAGGUAGACAACAGGUCCUCACUCUUUACAUACAAACCAGGAGAAAGCCUGAAAACUUUCGAAAAUGCAUCUUUUGUCCCUAUGUUCCUUGAAGAUCUUUCCUUCCCAAAUGACACCUUACGCAAACAAGCAGAAGAAGCUUGCCAAGGAGAUCUCAACUGCUUAUUUGAUUCCGCCUCUACUAAGGAUGUUUCAAUGGGCGCAAACACAAAGGCAAUGUCGUCCACACUGGAGAAAGAGUCAUCUUCUCUUAAAAAUUAUCCACCCCGGUUCGUCACACAGCUCUCCCAAGUGAAUGUCACUGUGAAUCAGAGUAUUAGUGUGUCUGUGGUUGCAGAAGACCCAAACAACGACACCUUGAUAUUCUCUGUUUUCGGCGUUCUACCUCGUGCAGCUAUUCUACGGAACAAUUCCAACUCUGUGACAGUCACGUGGAACGGAACUAACGAACACAUUGAAUUAGAAUUCGUGGUAACAGACGAUCAGGGUGCAACAGCAUUCUUGAGGCCAAUCAUUAAUCUCUGUGCUUGUCAUAACAAUGGCGUUUGCCUUCAUUCAGCCAGCAACAAAAACUCCACGCAUAAUAGCAACAAGAUGAAUGUACUUGAGUGUGGUUGUUUGAAUGGGUAUACAGGAACGCUCUGCGAGAGUGAUCUCGACGCAUGUGAAGCAAAUCUAAACCCAUGUUACCCAGGUGUAAAGUGCAUCGACCUUCCUCCUCCAGCAAAUAUAUCUGGCUACAAAUGUGGACCUUGUCCGAAUGGAUUCACGGGAGAUGGAUCCAAAUGUCGAGACUUUGACGAAUGUUUACAAGGGUCGAACGGUGGAUGCAGUCAAGUCUGUAUCAACACACCAGGCUCGUUCACAUGCGACUGUAGAAAAGGAUACUUGCUCAAGAUUGACCAGCGAAAUUGUGAUGACAUUAAUGAAUGCGUUCCUGUCAGCGACUGUAUGCACAAGUGUGAAAAUACAAACGGUGGAUAUCGAUGUAGCUGUGAUGAUUUCUUCAAAGUGGACCCUUCAGAUCCCAAAAAUUGUAUUCCCGAAUCUCCAUGUCAGAAAGGUAAACAUAACUGUCAGCACAUCUGUUACCUUGGUUCAAACAAAAUUCAACAAUGUGCUUGUAGACGAGGCUAUCUUCCUGGAGACGAUGGGGAUAGUUGCAAAGAUAUUGAUGAAUGUGCGGUAAAUGAGAAUAGAUGCAGCCAUAAAUGCAACAACACGGAAGGAAGCUACACAUGUUCCUGUGUGGACGGCUUUAGACUGGACGCUGAUAAUGUCACUUGCAUAGAUAUAGACGAGUGCUUGGAAUGGACCUUUAAAUGUCAGGAUUCGUCACAGCGUUGCAAAAAUACUCAAGGUUCUUACAAAUGCGUCUGUGAAGAAGGACUUUAUUGGAUUGACAAUGCUUGCAAAGGUCUGGGCAAGUAUGAAAAACCACCUCCUCCACCGCCAGCACCGACUCCAAGAAUUCCGUCCUUGAUUGAAGAACGUCAAGCGAUUAUUAUCACAAUUAAAGGACUCAACUUAUCUCAGUGGAAUCUGCCCUUAGAGCAAGUCUUCAAAGAUGCAGUUGCAGAUUCUGUUACCACUUUCUGUGGGGAAAGCAGAGAUUGUGAGAUCACAGCGCCUCGAAAAAGGAGGGCACUAGACUACAUACUUUUCACGUCAGAUCAAGUCCAUCUCCUUCCAGGUUAUCCAGAGCGAGCCCCUUAUCUUAUGCAGAUUCGAGUUGCGAUCUACGUCCAGUUUCCACCUGGAGUGGCUGGUGACUCUCCUUCUACCCUGGAUAAAAACAUUUUGUUGACAGUCAUAAAUUCAUCUCGUGAAAAUUUUGAAAAGGCCCUGAACGUGUCAGUUGUUAACCUAAAGAUUGCGUACCUCGACCGUUCCACUGAGAGCAGUUUUACAGAGACUCCAAAAGUUCAUCAUGAAGAAACAACGAUAGGCUAUUUCAUUAUUGGUGGGGCAGCAGCUGGAGUUAUAUUGGCCAUCAUACUUUGUGUUUUGGGAUGUUGCAGAAAGUGCAAUUCAAAGCAAGUGCUGAAAAGAAAUAGGAUUGCCUGCAACGAAGACGACGGCGUCGAGCUUCAUAAAGUCAAGGGUCAUUUCGACAAUCACCGAGUGGAAGAAAAGUGUUAUACUAACGAGCAAGCCUUUGACACGGAUAACGAAGCCAUUUAAAACUGCUUUAAGCUUAGAAUAGCUCUUUUGAUAGAAGCUUCAGGGUUUUAGUUGUUUAGAUUGGGUAAUUAUGCAGUUAUGUUCCUGAUAGACUGAUGAUUGACAUAUAUGUGCUAACAUUUUUCUAUGCAACCUUUUGGAUCAUGUAUAUAGCUCAGUAAGCAAUUAGCGAGAAAACUCAACAAGGCGGGUUAAUGAGAGAGUGGAAAGAUUUCGAGGAACACCUUGGACUGUUCUUAAUGAGAUGGGUAAAUCCUCUGCAUUUAAACCUAAAGAUCCAAGAAAUACAUGUUAGAAAUAGCAUUGCAGUGAUGCCAACGGUUAAAGAUAUUAAGAACAGAAACCUGCUAACAGUGUUAACAACUACUCCACUGCUCAAUUAACCGAUUUUGUGCUACUAACGAUGGCUUAAAAUAUAAGUUGAAUAGGAAGGCAGAUAAAAACGACUUUUAGCAUCCAUUAGAGAUGCUUCGCCCAUCAGAAUCAUAAUUUAGGGAGUGAGAGAAUUUUCCUUAGAGUGUUUUCUAAAACAUAAAAUGAAGCUGAAGUACGUAGUGUUUAAUGCGUCGGUUCGACCUGUUAUAUGCUCAUUUCGUUCAUAAAUCCGAGUGUCUACGUCAUAAAUUAGAAAUUGUUAUUAUACCAUGUCUAUACGUGUGAUUUUGGUGUUUUUUCUUUAUUUUUGUUAUAUCGAUAUCCAUGCUUUCGAUGGAUUUUUAAUAAAAGUGCCUGUCACGUUAGUUCUAGAA